AUGAAUAACACGAUGCAUAAUUCAGUGACCAUUGAGAGAGCCACUCCCGAUCCUCUCUCACCCCAAAACCCUAAACCUCUGUUUCUCUCUCUAUAUAUCAAGCAAAUUGCCUGGCUUUUUCGUAGUUCAAUUGGUUAUUUAGUGAAUCUUGUUGUUUGCUUUGUGAUGGAAAAUGGUAUUGCCAUUGCGGAUGGGUCUAAGUUUGGGGAGAAAAAUGGUGUAAACAAUGAGGUUACUAAGUCAAGAGCAGAGGAAAAUGCUGAUUCAGGUUUGGAUGGAUCAAAGGACUCGAAUGGGGAUGAAGUAUUUGAGGAGGCAGUGGCAGGGACUCCGAGGGUCGACCCAGAGGAUAUGGAUGCGAAUAAAGAUGAAAAUGUUGAGACAAUUGCGACUUCAAAGAAUGGUAAUGAGAAUUCAGAUCUCGGCAACGAGGCUGAGAAGUUUGAAGAGGCAAUUGGGGUUUCUGGUGCAAUGCGGAAUGCAGUUGAGGAGUCCGGUUCGAAGGCUGAAUUUUUUAUGAAUAAAUAUUCUGACGAUAAUCAAAUUGCUGUAGAGAAACCUGUGACGGAUGAAAGGAAUAGGCUGAUGGAUGACAGUGCUGUUGAGAAUGGCACAGGUCACACCAUUUCUGUUGCUGCUGGUGAAACUGAAAAUCUAAAUGACUACAAUGAAAAGUUAGGCAAGUCUUCUGAGAAUCCUGAAACAGGUGCAUCAGAUCCUACAGAGAUGAAGAUUCUGGUUGCAGACAUAAAGGAAGAACAUAUUACUGAGAUGUCAGAAACUCAAGUUGUCAGUGAGUUAAAAGGGGUUGAUGUGGGCUCUGAGAAGCCUAACAUGAAGGAAGCCAUAAUUCACGAGAUUUCAGAUAUUCGAGAUGCCAAUGAGGUUAAAGGAGGCGAUACUGCUUCAGAAAAGCCUGUGAAUGGCAUGUCAGAUCAUAUAAAUUUGGCUGAAACUUUGACUCUUGAAGACCCAAUCCUUUUGGACACUGAUGCACUGAAAGAACAUAGUCAUAAGACUUCGUCAGAAACCCAAGAUGCUAAUGUGAUAAAGGGAAUUGCAAUUGAUCCUUGGUCAGAGUCUGAGUCCAAUGGGAGUGUUUUGCAUCAUGAUGAAACAACUGUUGUGGUUAAUUUCAGAGAGCAAGUUGAAAAAUCACUUAUUUCUGGAGCCCAAAGCAAUGAUGACGAGAGUACAGAACUGAAAAAACCAGAGUCACACAGUGAGGAAGCUGACAAUCGGGAUAUUGAUGUGGGAGAACAUGGGGGUAUAUCAGCCCCAGAUGGUUCUGCGUCUGUACAAGUGAACGAAAGUUCUGGGCUCGACAAUAAUUUACUUGCUGAAGUUGAGGAAAGCACAAUGAACCUGAAGGUUGCGAGUUUACCUUUGGCAAAAGAUUCUGUGGCUGAAAGUGUUGAGCAGCCCCAUUUUUUCUCAUCUGAAUUGGUAGCUGAAAAUCCUGGGGCUUCUCAACCUCUACUUGUCUGUGCAAGUGACGAAGUGUCCGAAGUUGUUGUCAAGGAGCAAGAGAAGGAAGGACAGAAGGACGAGAAAGAUGAGCAGGUUGCUUCUGGGAAUACAGAGCAUGAAGUGAGACCAGUUACUGAUAUUUCAUCCUCCUAUAGCAACUCUUCCACUUCUGCUUCCGCUGCUCAUCCUGUAGGCCUCGAGUGUGCUUCCCAGAUAGAGGAACCUGUUUCUCAGAAUGUUUUGAAUGAUAGAGAAGAGAUAAUCAAACAUGCAGCUGACAUUUCUUCAUCUAAUGCUAACACUGCAUCUCCUGCUCAUCCUGCUGGCCGUGAGCAUGCAUCCCUGCAGUUAGAACCUUCUCAGAAUAUACUAGGAAACAAAGAACAGGUGAUCAGGCCUGCAGCUGAUAUUCCUCUGUCCAGUGUUAACUCUGCAACUCCUGCUCGUCCUGCUGGGCUUGGUCGUGCUGCCCCGCUACUGGAACCUACUUCUCGGGUUGUACAGCAACCUCGAGUGAAUGGAGCUGUUUCUCGAGUGCAGGACCAACUCGUCGAAGAUCCGACAAAUGUGGAGACCGAGGAGUAUGAUGAGAUCCGUGAAAAGCUCCAGAUGAUCCGUGUCAAAUUUCUGAGACUUGCUCAUAGGCUUGGGCAAACUCCACAUAACGUUGUGGUGGCUCAGGUCUUGUACAGAUUAGGAUUAGCUGAACAGCUACGUGGGAGAAGUGGUAGUCGUGUUGCUGCCUUUAGCUUUGAUCGUGCCAGUGCAAUGGCUGAGCAGCUUGAAGCAGCUGGACAAGGACCCUUGGAUUUCACCUUUGUCAAAAAAUCAUUGCAAAAGUCCAUCAAAAAUCUGAAAUUUGGUCAGAUUUUUGCCUUUUCGGAUAGCCAACUUUGUGGGUUUAUUCCGGCCGAAUCCUUUGGAGUUCAGAGAAGAAUUUUUGUUGUAAUUGAAGAGGACAUUGUAGACUUUCUAACGGUAUCAAAAUCCGGUGGUAUCGGUGUUCGGAAGUGGUCGAAAAAUUGCUGCAAAAGUAGCUCAAAAAUUUUUAAACUUCAGUGA
This is a messenger RNA of Olea europaea var. sylvestris, 2532 nucleotides long. Its product is annotated as translocase of chloroplast 132, chloroplastic-like. The record is from RefSeq and is a predicted model, not a curated record. The transcript has 5 exons. Bases 1 to 2532 code for a protein of 843 amino acids. NCBI's taxonomy places the organism in Eukaryota, Viridiplantae, Streptophyta, Magnoliopsida, Lamiales, Oleaceae.